AUGCCUCCCCCGCGCGGUGGUUCUUUCAGAAGUCGCGGACCUGGUGGUCGUGGUGGUCGUGGUGGCCGUGGAGGCCGAGGAGGUCGUGGUCGUGGUCGUGGUGGAAGUCGUGGUGGCCGCUUCGCCACUUCGCGAUUGAACGAAGCCGAAUCCGAUGAUUCUUCUGGUGAUGAUUCAGCCAGCGAGCUGUCACAGGAGGAAUCCGGUGAUGACACCCCUAUGGACGACGGAUCCUCCAGUAGCGAGGAAGAGGAGGAAACUACAGAACGCCCAUACAACGAACUACUCCAAUUGCUUCAACCAGCAGAGACCAGUGGACCCGCCCGGAAGAAGCGCAAGCUUGCAACAGACUCCAAUGAAGAGAUCCAAAUGGCCGACACCGCGGAAGAUCCAGAGCAGAGUUCGGACAACGACUUGGAAGCCCAGGCUCCAUCCGAUGACGAAGAAGAGCAAGAAGAGGACGACGAUGAAGACCCAACCGGUCCUUUCGAAAAACACUACGUCCUGCCCGAGAGCACUGUCCUAGUUAAGCAAGUCGAGGCCAUCCAAUCCAACAAAUGGACCUCCACCAAGAAAGAGAUAGAUGGGCUGCGACUUGUGCAGAGUGUUCCUGAUAUAGGUGCCGACAGUGCAAAACUGCUCCCCCCAAUGAAAAACACCAAUGGCUUAAAGUUGAAACAGAAGAUUAAGGCUCGCGCCGCGGAAUUCCUGCCCAAAAUCAACGGUCAAGCUCAGAUUAUCGCUCCCUAUUUGUUCGAUUAUCAAGAUGUUCUUUACGGUGCACGAUCUCCUUCUAAUGCGCAGGAAAUGCGCGAUAUCCUUGCCGUGCACGCAGUAAACCAUCUGCUCAAGACUCGUGAUCAAGUUCUAAAGAACAGCGCUCGUCUGGCGAAGGACCCAGAUACUGAUAUCGAGUGUCGUGACCAGGGAUUCACCCGACCCAAGGUCCUCUAUAUUCUGCCUACACGACAGUCUUGUGUGAAGGUUCUCGAAGCAAUCACCCGGAUCUAUCAACCCGAGCAGCAGGAGAAUAAAAAGCGAUUCACCGACGGAUUCUCGGCUCCAGAGGACGACGCUUGGGAACACAAGACGGAAGAUUUCCGAGAAUUGUUUGGUGGCAACGACGACGAUAUGUUCCGCAUUGGUCUUAAGUUCACCCGCAAGACAGUCAAGUAUUUUUCCCAAUUCUACAGCUCCGACAUCAUCUUAGCCAGUCCUCUGGGUCUGCGCACAAUUAUGGAUCAAUCCGACGCCAAGAAGCGCGACCAUGACUUCCUCUCCUCGAUCGAACUGGUAGUGGUUGACCACGCCGACGCCCUGCUUAUGCAAAACUGGGACCACGUCGAUCAGAUUUUCCAACACCUCAACCUGCAGCCCAAGGAAGCUCACGGUUGCGACUUCAGCCGCGUUCGUAACUGGUAUUUGGACAACCAAGCUCGCCAUGUGCGUCAGACCGUGGUAUUGUCAUCCUGUAUCACGCCAGAGAUCAACGCCCUCUUCUCCGGCCAAAUGCAGAACGCAUCUGGACGUCUUAAGGCAACCCCAACCUAUGCAGGUGCCAUCACUGAACUACCGCUCCCAGUCUCCGUGAAGCAAACCUUCACUCGGAUCGAUAGUCUGUCACCAAUGAAAGACCCCGAUGCGCGUUUCAAGCAUUUUACAACCGCAGUCCUGUCAUCCAUUGUGAAGAACAUCACACACGGUCGUGGCAAGGGUGCAACCGGAACGCUCAUCUUCAUCCCCUCUUACCUUGACUUCGUCCGCGUGCGCAACCACUUCGCCACCUCUACGCAAACGACGCACAUCUCCUUUGGCGCUGUUUCCGAGUACACUGAGCCUAAGGAAGCCAAUCGAGCUCGCAGUCAUUUCCUAUCAGGCCGUCAUUCGGUCUUGCUGUACACCGAGCGUGCGCAUCAUUUCCGUCGCUACCAAAUUCGCGGCGUAAAGCGUAUUGUCAUGUAUGGGCUACCAGACAAUGCACAGUUCUACGGCGAGAUCGUUGGAUAUCUUGGCCUUGAUCCAGCUGAGUUGGUUGCUGCUGCUGAAGGAGGUGUUCGCGCUCUUUUCUCUAAGUGGGAUGCGCUGAAGCUGGAGCGUGUUGUUGGUACGUCUCGGACAGGGAAUAUGUUGCGUGAGAAGGGUGGUGAUACUUUCACCUUUGUAUAA
Penicillium salamii is the source of this 2166-nucleotide messenger RNA. Lineage: Eukaryota; Fungi; Ascomycota; Eurotiomycetes; Eurotiales; Aspergillaceae. The record is from the annotation of a GenBank genome assembly.